GCGCCAGCCUGCUGCAGUCUAUCCACGAGGAGGGCCCCGAGCAGGCCGCAGGAACAGCGGCGGCAGGCCGGUCCUCUGAUGGAGGCAGGAGUCGGGUCAUUGAGCUGCUGUUGCGCUUCGACCCCGUGCGGCUCCGCUGCGAGUUUCAGUCAUUGCUGCUGCACCGGAUGCAUUACCAGGCGCAGCAGGCAAAGCCUGAGAAGAAGUCUGACUUGCUAGUGACCCCAAGCAUCGACUCUCACAGCAAGAAGCUUGCAGAAAAGCUGCUGGAGAAGCAGAAGGGUGAAUCCGGCACCGCCACUCACGAGGAGUUGUUGUUGUGGCGGCAGACCCAGGCGAAGGCGCGGAAGGAGUCCAUGCGGAAGCAGCGGCUCCAUGAAGAGGUCAGCAGCUGCACUUUCCGUCCCAACUGCAUUGCUACUGUCAGGAAGGACGAUGUGGAGAUCCUCACACCGGCGGGCAGCACCCGCACAGAGGUCCUCUACUCGCGCGGCCUGGCAGACAAGGAGAGGCGCCAGGCCAAGGUGCUCGAGGGUGAGAAAGCCAAGACGACUGCGGAGGUUCGCGGAUGCACCUUUCAGCCAAACCUCUGCAAGAGUGUCAAGAGUUACCACAAAGUGCACGAGGCGUCAGCGCAGGUGCCGCGGGGCUUCUAUGAGACGCGGCAGCGGAUGCGCGCCGCAAAUGAAAUGCGGGAGCGGGUGAAGCAACAGCGAGAGGAUCGAAUGGCCAGGAUCCAGGCGACGUCGCCUUACCAGGCCUCGGGCGCUGCAUCAACCCCUGCCACGGCCGAAGUCAGAGCAGGCAGAAGUCCUGGUGCCUCUCCGGGGCCCGAGGACCGCGUGCGGCGCAGCUCUCCAAAGAGCCAGCCAAGGCGGCAGCGGUCUGCUGGUCACGCAACAGCGCGUGAGCGGCGGGAAGGCCCAACAGCUCAGCGCCUGAGCUACACACCCCCGCGCAGCAGCAGCCUUCCUCCAGAGGCAAAGGAGCCUGAGGAUGAGAGAGAAGGAAUGGGGGGGGCGCCCGCAGAAGGCGCACCUGACAACGCCGAAGGCAAUGCAGAGGAGCUGCCCGACGACCAGCCGAUGCUAUACGUGGAUGUAAACAUCACGCCCGGGCAGCCGCCAAAGCGGAUCAUCCUUUUCCAGGGCCAGAGCAUCAGCGAGGUUGCUGCUGAUUUUGCUGCGAAUCACAUGCUGACGCCAGCUUUAGCACAGAAGCUGCACGCCUUGCUACGAGAGGUUGCCCUGAAGCAGGAGCUGCGAACGAAGUGACAAGGAUUGGGUGGCAGCUUGAGCCUCGCACGCUGGUGUACACUAUCGCAUCUUGAUGCUUUACAACCGUAAUUACCCGGAAUCAGCUGCUGAUUCCGCCUUGUAGGAUCAGCUCCUGCCGACAUCAGAGAGGGUUUAGCAAAACACUGAGCGUGCCAAUGUCCCA
Effrenium voratum is the source of this 1440-nucleotide messenger RNA. The record is from the annotation of a GenBank genome assembly. Lineage: Eukaryota; Dinophyceae; Suessiales; Symbiodiniaceae.